AUGGGAUUGCCAAGUGCUGAAGUCCGUAUUGUUCUGGUUGGGAAGACUGGAGCUGGGAAGAGCGCAACAAGAAACGACAUCCUGGGGACAAAAGCUUUUAAAUCCAAAAUGGCCUUUAUUUCUGUGACAUCAACAUUGGAUAAGAAAAAAGGAGAGAUGAGAGGGCAAAGUGCAGCUGUUAUCGACACACCAGGCUUGUUUGACACCAAGUUAACACGAGAUAAGGCACUGAAAGAGAUCUCACAGUGCCUGCUUUUCUCCGCUCCUGGUCCCCAUGUGUUCCUGGUUGUGAUCAAGCUGGGAAGAUUCACUGAAGAGGAACAGAAAACCGUGGAGAUGAUUCAGACAUUAUUUGGUGAUGAAGCAUCCAAAUACACCAUGGUUCUCUUCACACAUGGAGACCUUCUUGAUGAUGUAACAAUUGAAGACUUCCUGCAUGGAAAUCCAGAUCUGGAACGUUUAAUUGCCAAAUGUAAUGGGGGAUAUCAUGUCUACAAAAACAAAGAUCAGAAUCCGUCUCAGGUCACUGAGCUGCUUGAGAAGAUUAACAUGAUGGUGAAGAUGAACGGAGGAAGAUACUACACCACUGAGAUGUUCCAAGAGGUAGAGAGAGAGACUGAACAAGAGAAAGAGAGGAUCCUGAAAGAGAAUGAAGAGCUGACAUGCAGAGAGAUGGAGGAACUCAAGGCAAAGUUUGAAGGAGAAAAGCUGACGAGGAACCAAGAAGAAGAAAAUAAAGAGGUCCGGAUUGUUAUGGUUGGGAAGACUGGAGCUGGGAAGAGCGCAACAGGAAACACCAUCCUGGGGACAAGAGCUUUUAAAUCAAAAAUGUCCUCUACUUCUGUGACAUCAACAUGUGAAAAGAAAAGAGGAGAGGUGGGAGGGAAAAGUGUAGCUGUUAUCGACACACCAGGCUUGUUUGACACCAAGUUAACACAAGAUAAGGCACUGAAAGAGAUCUCACAGUGCCUGCUUUUCUCCGCUCCUGGUCCCCAUGUGUUCCUGGUUGUGAUCAAGCUGGGAAGAUUCACUGAAGAGGAACUGAAAACCGUGGAGAUGAUUCAGACAUUAUUUGGUGAUGAAGCAUCCAAAUACACCAUGGUUCUCUUCACACAUGGAGACCUUCUUGAUGAUGUAACAAUUGAAGACUUCCUGCAUGGAAAUCCAGAUCUAGAAAGUUUAAUUGCCAAAUGUAAUGGGAGAUAUCAUGUCUUCAAAAACAAAGAGCAGAAUCCCUCCCAGGUCACUGAGCUGCUUGAGAAGACUAACAAGAUGGUUGAGAUGACUGGAGGAAGUCAUUUCACCACUGAGAUGUUCCAGGAGGCUGAGAGAGUGAUUGAAGAGGAGAAGAACAGGAUCCUGAAAGAUAACGAAGAGCAGAGACGCAGAGAGAUGGAAGAACUGAAGGCAAGGUUUGAAGGAGAACGUCUAAAAGAAGAAGUAGAGAAGCUGAAGAGAAAACAGGAAGGUGAAGCUCGAAAGAACGCUGAGAAUACAAAACGCUUAAGGGCAGGUGCCGGGAUCGGAGCGAUUGUGGGAGUAGUUGGAGGCCCAAUCGGUAUGGCAGUUGGUGCAGCAUUGGGAGCUUCAGUGGGAGCUGGAGUAAAUGCAUGUAAAUUUCAAUGA
Molecule: messenger RNA, 1626 nt
Organism: Oncorhynchus masou masou (cherry salmon)
Lineage: Eukaryota; Metazoa; Chordata; Actinopteri; Salmoniformes; Salmonidae
Product: GTPase IMAP family member 6-like
Exons: 3
Coding region: 1-1626 (541 amino acids)
Molecular function (GO): GTP binding
Source: RefSeq, a predicted model, not a curated record